AUGCCAGGAGGCAUUCUGCCUACACCUGAAGAGCUGCUGUCAUGGCCGGUUCCGAACUACAACGAUCCUGUCACAAAACCAAAAUAUGUACUCGUUUUCUCCUGCAUAAUCGGACCCAUCAGUAUCGCACUGUUGUUGGCACGGCUCUGGGUCCGUAUUCACACGCAACGUAGUGCCGGAUGGGAUGACUGGCUGAUGCUGGUAGCAGCAUUUCCUGUGUUAGCUUUGACCAUCAUAUUUCCUCUGAUCACCGAGAACCACCGAUUCAACCGCCACAUUUGGGAUGUCGAACAACAGUACUUCCCGAUCCAACGCAAGUUCGUCAUGGCCAUAUAUUCCCUCUUCUCCCUUGCGUCAGGUCUGAUCAAGUUGUCCAUCCUACUCUUCUACCGCCGGCUGUCCUCCCGCGUAGUGUCGCCGGCCUUUCGCCGUACGAUGCACAUUGCCAUCUUCGUCAUCGGUGGUUACAGUGUCGUAUUUGCUCUCAUUCCGAUAUUUAUGUGUCGACCCAUCUCUGCGUUCUGGGACCAAGUGGAUUUCGUCAAAGUCGCAAAAGGCUACGAGUACAAAUGCAUCAACGAGGGCGCGGAUGUGGUUGCGCACGGCAUUAUCUCCACUGUGCAAGAUCUCGUCGUCGCCUUCCUCCCAACAGUACUCUGCUGGAAUCUUCAAAUGCCCAUUCGUCAAAAGAUCGCACUUUACAGCAUUCUCGCCCUCGGCUACACCGGUGUCGCCAUAGGUGCGGUUCGCACGUAUACAGGCUACCGCCUCUUCUUUCAGACCUACGACGUCACAUGGGUCGCCAGUGAUACCUGGCUGUGGUCCCUUCUAGAAUUGCACAUCGGCUCCAUGUGCGCCAACGCACCGGCGCUGAAGAUUUUCUUCGCCCAAACCCUCAAGGUCGACAGACUCACAACUUGGACACGGUCGCGGUCGAGAUCUCAGUCCUACGGCUCGAAGAAGCAGCACUCCAGCAAGAGCAACGGCGCUGCUAGCACAUCUCGCACGCUCUUCAACAGAAUGAAAUCUGGCAGAUGGGUUGAGCAGGUUCUGCAUUCAACUGCAAACAGCAGCUUCCGAUCUCAAAUACGGACUGACAACUCUCCUGAUCGACGCAGUACAACUCUACAACUGGAUGCACACUUCUGCCCUCCUUUACAUCCGAGUCCGCGCGAUAGUAUGAGCAAACCUUUGGCUCCCUGUUACAUUGAGGCCAUCCCAAACGACAGCGGUCGCAACAGCUACGUGCACGACAUUGAGAUGAACCGGCUGCAAACUUCGCAGUCAUCCAUCAACGAAGACGUGCAGGCGCUGCCACCUCUUCAGCCACCUGCGUAUACCAGACAGGUACCGUUAAGGCUGCCACCGUUAUCUCAGUUGCGGAUGAGCUGGAAUGCAAACGGUGGGAGAUAUGUGUGGAGGCCGUGGCAGAGCAGCGCCAGCGUCAAGGAACAUGGUAGCCAUUUGCAGUGGGGUUGA
Molecule: messenger RNA, 1479 nt
Organism: Ascochyta rabiei
Lineage: Eukaryota; Fungi; Ascomycota; Dothideomycetes; Pleosporales; Didymellaceae
Exons: 3
Coding region: 1-1479 (492 amino acids)
Source: RefSeq, a predicted model, not a curated record